Molecule: messenger RNA, 2343 nt
Organism: Colletotrichum chrysophilum
Lineage: Eukaryota; Fungi; Ascomycota; Sordariomycetes; Glomerellales; Glomerellaceae
Exons: 7
Coding region: 1-2343 (780 amino acids)
Biological process (GO): carbohydrate metabolic process
Molecular function (GO): aldehyde-lyase activity
Source: RefSeq, a predicted model, not a curated record
AUGCCUGGCGAAGUCAUCAAGCAGCCCAACCCGCCUGCUCUGCCCUCUCACCUCCCCGAUAGUGUGCUUGAGCUCGCCGUAAAGACCGAAAAGAAGCCUUUGGACGCCAAAGUCGCCAAGUCUCUGCGCGACUUCCAAAAUGCAGCCUGCUACAUCGCUGCUGGUCACUGGGGUACUUGUCCCGGUCUCAUUCUGGUGUGGUCCCACCUCAACCUUCUCAUCCGCAACCAUGAUAUGGACAUGAUCUAUGUAAUUGGCCCGGGCCACGGUGCUCCUGCUGCUUUGGCAUCCCUCUGGUUGGAGGGCUCACUGGGGAGAUUCUACCCGGACAAGUACAGUCUUACCAAGGAGGGUCUACACAACCUCAUCACCAAGUUCUCGGUGCCUGGUGGCUUCCCCAGCCACAUCAACUCCGAGACUCCAGGUGCCAUUCACGAGGGCGGCGAGCUCGGCUAUGCCCUAGCUGUCUCUUUUGGUGCGGUGUUUGACAACCCGGAUCUCAUCGUCACCUGCAUUGUUGGAGAUGGUGAAGCCGAGAGCGGUCCUACUGCAACUGCCUGGCAUGCCAUCAAGUAUCUCGACCCCAAGGAGUCUGGUGCUGUCAUUCCCAUCCUUCAUAUCAAUGGCUUCAAGAUCAGCGAGCGUACCAUCUUCGGCUGCAUGGACGACAAGGAAAUCGUCGCCUUGUUUACCGGCUAUGGCUAUCAGGUCUGCAUCGUCGACGAUCUUGAAGAUAUCGACACAGAUCUUUCCGGCGCCUUAGAGUGGGCUGUUACGGAGAUCAAGAAGAUCCAAAAGGCCGCACGAUCGGGUCAGCCCAUCGUCAAGCCCCGGUGGCCCAUGAUCGCGCUGCGCACUCCCAAGGGAUGGUCUGGGCCGAAAGAAGUUGACGGGGUCAUUAUUGAGGGCUCUUUCAAGUCUCACCAGGUCCCACUGGCCAAGGCGGGUUCAGACAAGACUCACCUUGAGAAGCUCGAUGAAUGGCUCUCGCGCUACGACAUCGGCAAUCUUCUAACCGACGGCAAACCAAACACCAGUAUUCUUGAAGCCAUUCCCAGGAAUGACAGCAAGAAGCUCGGUCAGCUGAAGGCCACAUAUGACCCGUACAUCGGCCUCGAGGUCCCUGACUGGCAACCCCUUGCAGUCGAGCCUGGUGAGCAGACCAGCUGCAUGAAGGUGACCGGAAAGCUUCUCGACGAGGUGAUGCAGGCCAACCCCAAAGGCUUCCGCAUGUUCUCUCCUGACGAGCUCGAGAGCAACAAGCUUGAUGCCAUCCUCGACCACACCGGCCGCAACUUCCAAUGGGACGAGUACUCCCGGGCCCAGGGUGGCCGUGUCAUUGAGAUCCUCUCGGAGCACUGCUGUCAGGGAUACAUGCAGGGAUACACGCUGACCGGCCGUGUCGGUCUCUUCCCCAGCUACGAGUCUUUCUUGGGUAUCGUGCACACGAUGAUGGUGCAGUAUGCCAAGUUUAACAAGGUGGCCAAGCAGGUCAAAUGGCGCGGCGAGCUGGCCUCCAUCAACUACAUUGAGACAAGCACCUGGGCUCGACAGGAGCACAACGGCUUCUCCCACCAAAACCCAUCCUUCAUCGGCGCGGUUCUCAACCUCAAGGCCGAGGCGGCAAGAGUGUACCUCCCCCCCGACGCAAACUGCUUCCUCAGCACAGUCCAUCACUGCCUCCAAUCCAAAGACAAGGUCAACCUCGUUAUCGGCUCCAAGCAGCCCACCGCAACCUACCUCUCCGCCUCCGCAGCCGCAGAGCACUGCCGUAUCGGCGCCAGCACCUGGUCCUUCGCCUCCACCGACGGCGGCGCCAACCCGGACGUGGUCAUCGUCGGCGUCGGUGUCGAGGUCACCUUCGAGGUCGUCAAGGCCGCCGAGCUCCUCCGCACCCUCGCCCCGGAGCUCCGCGUCCGCGUAGUCAACGUGACGGACCUCAUGGUCCUCAAGGCGGAGGCUAAGCACCCGCACGCGCUGACGCGGCAGGUCUUCCAGGAGACCUUCACUGAGGACCGGGCCGUGUGCUUCAACUACCACGGGUACCCGACGGAGCUGCAGGGCUUGCUGUUCGGGCGGCCGGGCUUGCAUCGGAUGACGGUCGAGGGGUACCGCGAGGAAGGCAGCACGACGACGCCGUUUGACAUGAUGCUUGUGAACUGCGUGAGCCGGUAUGACGUCGCCAUCCGGGCGUUGAAGGGCGGGGCUGAGGUGAAUGAGAAGGUGAAGGCGAGGCUGGACGGUGCGAUUGGGGAGAUUGAGGCGAAGGUGAGGGAGGUGAGGGAGUUCAUCCAGGAGCAUGGAAAAGAUCCUGACGAUAUUUACGACGCUCCCAAGUUCUGA